Messenger RNA from Physella acuta, 1759 nucleotides. RefSeq lists its product as uncharacterized. The record is from RefSeq and is a predicted model, not a curated record. Gene Ontology annotation, molecular function: GTP binding. Lineage: Eukaryota; Metazoa; Mollusca; Gastropoda; Physidae.
UUGUGUUUACGAGAAGGGUUCUUCAAAAAUGGAACCAGGCUUAGGCCCACGUCCAUGCGGGCCACCUGACAUGACUCCAUAUGGCUGCUGUAUGUUUAACAGUCCAUUUGAAACAUCGGCUCAACUGUAUUAUGACCCAUCUACUGGGACAACUGGGUUUUUCAAUAGGAAACCAACCAAUAAACUUGGUGUAUCGGAGGAUCGUGGAAAGAACACUUCAAUGGACCGGCAUCUCGACGAAAGCUCUUCCCCAUCAAAUAAGAGUUCAUUCACGGACCUCUCGGAUGGCUGCAGGAUAAAUAUUAGCAGACCACAUACUGUAAAGCAUGAAGAAAACUUGAGGAAAAGUAUGAAUAUACAACCUAGUGUCGAUCUGCUCCUGAUUGGAAAAACCGGAAAUGGCAAAAGUGCGACUGGAAAUUCCAUUGUAGGAAAACGAAAGUUUGCGAGCGAGUCCGGUACAUCUUCUGUGACGAAAGAGUUCGACGCCGAUAUCACAGAACACAAGGGUCGUCAGAUUAAAGUCGUGGAUGGUCUGGCAUUUUGUGACACAUGGCUGGAUAAUGAACGGUCAGUUGAGCAGUUGAAUGAUGAAGCAAAAUUGGCUCUGGCAGCCAAUCCUGAAGGCUAUCAUGCUUUUCUUCUCGUCCUGAAAUACGGCAAUAGGUUUACACGUGAAGAACAGGAGUCGGUUGUGUUGUUAAAGAAAAUAUUCGGAGAUGAUUUCGUUCAAACCUUUUGUAUUUUAAUUUUGACAUGCGGAGAUGUUUUUCAUCAAGAUCAGGAGGAAACAGAUCCAGUAAGAUCGGACUUCUCAGACUGGUGCCAAAAGCAAGAUGGCGCCUUUAAGGAUUUGCUCGAGGAGUGUUGCAAUAGGGUGAUUUUGUUUGAUAAUAAAACCAAAGACGAGAAAAAGAAAAAAGAACAAAUUGAUAAUUUAAUUCAAAUGGUUGAUGAGUUGAGAUUUCGCGAUCGACGUUAUACGGAAGUUCACUAUGAAAAGGCUCGGAAAAUCAAAGAUAAUGUGGCAGCCAAACCAAAGGUGCUCAAGACAAACGGCGAGACCACGGUCAAAGAAGAACGUCCAGUUGCUGGCCAGCCGCAAGUCUCACAUGAGACAGUAGACUUAGUCACACUUGACAAGAUGUUGAGUCAAACUAAUACUGUCCAGGUCUUACUGGCUAAGCAGGAUGAAUUUUCUGGAGCUCUUCAAGAACUUACUCAAACCUUGGAUUCUCUACAAAAACAGGUUUUUGAUGAAAGCGCUAUCUCUCGCAGACGUAUUGAAGAAAUACAACAAAUUCGACAACAGGAAGAAGAAAUGAAACAGGUAUUCGAUAAAGAGCUGAAAUAUCAAAGAGAGGAUUAUGAAAAUCAAAUUGAGGACUUAAAACGCGAUGAGUUACAGAGGAGGGAAAUAGAACGCAAUCAUCAGAAGAGAUUUGAAGAUCUGGUGCAACAGAGGCGAGACACGGAACGCGGACCUCAAAGGAUUCCCAGAGUAAUGGAACAAGCAGGACAAGCACAGCAAGGAGGGGGAACGUUUGACCUCAAAAAUAAUCUUUCGGAAAGCCUGAAACAGGUACAGGAAGGACUGAAGCAGGUGGAGAAUGCACAGAUAAACUUAAGUCAGCAGCCGUCUUAAGUUUAGGUGAUAAUCCCAGUGUUGCCUCAACCGUGUGUCAUUAAUGAGCUGUGAAAAAUCAAAGUUCCGUUAAUUUAUACACGUGUUGGCACCAUAACGCAGGUGGCGUUUAGG